GACGUGAGGCGGAAGUGAUGGCAGCGGGUGCUGGGGGCCCGGCGGCGGCGCGGCGGCGAUAAGCGGUGCGGGCCCGACAUGGCGGUUCGCUGCCGGGAAUGGGCUCGCCUCUGCUCGCUGCUGGCGCUGGCCGCUCUGGCGGGGCUGGGCGCCGAGGCCAAGAAUUCUGAGGAUGUUCGAUGUAAAUGCAUCUGCCCUCCUUACAAAGAGCAUUCAGGCAAUAUUUUCAAGAAAAAUGUUUCACAGAAAGACUGUGAUUGUCUUCAUGUGGUUGAACCCAUGCCUGUCCCUGGCCCUGAUGUAGAAGCGUACUGUUUACGUUGUGAAUGCAAAUAUGAAGAGAGAAGCUCUGUCACAAUUAAGGUUACAAUCAUCAUAUACCUGUCUAUUUUGGGCCUACUUCUUCUAUACAUGGUGUACCUUACACUGGUGGAGCCUAUACUGAAGAGACGUCUCUUUGGACAUUCACAGCUCAUACAAAGUGAUGAAGAUAUUGGGGACCACCAGCCUUUUGCCAAUGCCCACGACGUGCUGGCUCGUUCUCGGAGCCGUGCCAACGUGCUCAACAAGGUGGAGUACGCGCAGCAGCGCUGGAAGCUGCAGGUCCAGGAGCAGCGCAAGUCGGUCUUUGACCGUCACGUGGUGCUGAGUUAAUCCUGUCCCAGGAAAGCGACCCCAGGGAAGUGAAGUGGACUAAUGAAAAGAGUUGACUUGCAUCUUCCUGAUCCUGCCAGUUCAGAAGGGUUUGCUUAGGUGAUUUGUUAUUGAUUAAAAAAGAAAAAGGAAAAGGUAUUUGAACUCGGAGGGAAUGUACUGGAAUGGAAGCAAUUCAAACAGAUUAGAUAACCAAAAGCUAAAAUCUUUAUAUUUUCAAAUGGCUUUUACUAACAAAACUGAAAAGAAAACAAACCCUAAAAUACCUUGGGUUGCCACUGUGGUACCUGAUUUACAAUAGUGAUUUGAUGGAUGGUUUUAACCAGAUAUUUCUCUCUACUAUUUAUGUGGUUAAAAAACACCUGGGAACACAGUAAUUACUUACAACUCACUAAUCACUUUAUGUAAAGACCUUUUGUAAAUAUGCUUGGAUUUUCUGUUCAGUAAUGCUAGGUACUGGAAACCUAAAUCUUGCAGUGUAGUUCUCACAUCAGAGAAUGAAAUCCUGAUUGGCUGUAUUCAUUUGGUUUCUUGCACUCAUACUUUCAAGAUCAUUGUAUGUUAAGUGAUGUUUGCAGAUUUAAGGCAAAGCUUAAAUGGACACUGGAUCUUUAAGCUGCAUAAAGUACUGUGAUGUAGAUAAACUGAAAUGCAGUGUAUAUCAAGACAGUGUUGGCAUUUUGUUUUGAUUUAAUAGCUUAAUAUAUUGUAUGUGUAUGGUAUUUCCUUUUAAGGAUCUUCUCCCUUUCUUUUCAUAGGUAAAGUCUCAGGAGUUAGUAUAUGAUGAAAUAUUUAUUACAAAAAAUCUUCCUGCGUUUGUCUGGAUUGAUGGUGUAAGGCACAUACUUUCUCCAGCACCCGUUGUCUUGAAAGUUAGGUGUAUUUUUUUAUCUGUGAUUCUAUACUUAUCUCUCUCAAGAGGUAUACAGUUGGUAGAUAACUAACUUUCAUAUAUCCCCUUUGGAAUGUAACAAUUAAAGAUAAAGCUGAUUUUUGAAAAAUG
Molecule: messenger RNA, 1657 nt
Organism: Calypte anna (Anna's hummingbird)
Lineage: Eukaryota; Metazoa; Chordata; Aves; Apodiformes; Trochilidae
Gene: TMEM9B
Product: TMEM9 domain family member B
Exons: 5
Coding region: 79-654 (191 amino acids)
Biological process (GO): positive regulation of canonical NF-kappaB signal transduction
Cellular component (GO): lysosomal membrane
Source: RefSeq, a predicted model, not a curated record